Messenger RNA from Purpureocillium takamizusanense, 3533 nucleotides. RefSeq lists its product as uncharacterized. Lineage: Eukaryota; Fungi; Ascomycota; Sordariomycetes; Hypocreales; Ophiocordycipitaceae. The coding region runs from base 751 to 2664 and encodes 637 amino acids. The transcript has a single exon. The record is from RefSeq and is a predicted model, not a curated record.
CCUGGGUCGCCGCCACUAGCCCGGUUCUAUUGCUGCUGCUGCUGCUGCUGCUGCUGCAGCACCCCGUUUGGCUGCGCCUGCGCCGUCUGCGCUCCUCGCCGCCGCCCCCUUCCUAAGUCCCAACCUUGCGGCUUGGGCGGUUCCAGGUUCCGUCGUCUUCCCUCGCCCUCCCUCCUCCAGCGCCUGCGCUCUCCGCCGUCAGCACCUGGCAAAACAAACCGCGCUCUGGCACCCCCCGACUCCUCCCUCUUCUCUCCAUUUGCCUCCCAUCUGCACCUUCCUUUGCUCUGCAAACCCCGUUAAUCUUCCCCUUCUCCUCACCCUUUUCCCUUCUCUCGCUCUCUCACACUCAGUCGCUUGUUUGCGUCACUAGAGCAACCUGUUCGAGGCUUUCGCUAGCACUCGAACGCAACCGCUCUCGGGCGCUUCUCGCACUGGCUCGCAUCGCGUCGCUGCUGUCGCCUCGACCGACCCCUUGUCGCCUGCGCUGCGCUCUGGUCACUUGAGGCGUGUCCGACUUGCCCAAGGGCCACAUCAUCACCCCCCCUUUGCCCAAACCGCCUCUGACGACCCAGCCUGAUUACGUCAGCCGCGUCGCCUCGCCCCAUCGCGGCCCACUUGUCGCGACAUCAGCACUCCUGCCUGGGUCUGUUUCGUCGUCCGACAAACGCGAGACGACGCAUUGCAUCGCGGCCCUCUUGUCGCGGCGCAAACUUUGGACGUCGGCUCCACCCUUUCACGGGCGCAUCCAUGUUUGCGUUCUUCAAGUCCGACCCCCGGGGAAGCGAGAAGAAGGCUGCAACGCCAGUUCCAAGACCUCAUCUUCCUCAGACCGCAGUCCCGAUACCCAAGCCUGCAACGGCAUCGGUGCGCGUCUCGACUUCCAAGAGGAGUCGGGACUGCGUCGAAGAUUCCGAUGCGUCGGUAGAAGAUCCUCCGCCUGCGAAACGGACGAAGCUGGACUCGGACAGCUCGUCGGAAGGCUCAGAGACUUCUUGCGACAGUCCUUCGUCCGCCUCGACAUGUUUGUCCGGCGCUCUCGAGCAGGCGCAAGAUAUCAUCGAGCAUCAGUUUGGGCUCGAGGUGCUCCUCAAACACAAUGAGUUGAGACUAAUAAACCAGGAGCUGGCCAAGUGCCAGGUCGCCCUCGAACAGUUGCGGCGGUGCCACCUUAUCCCGUACCCUCAGAGCUGCCCUACUCCGGAUCAGAUGCUGGGCAUCAGCAGUGGUAAGGGCCCUGCGCUCGCAAGUCAGCCUGGCGAACCGAUUCCCCGGUGGGCUCCCCCAUUUGGCGUGGUCGACGGCCCCUACGCCCGGCAUUACGCGAAGUGGCUUAUCCCAGACCCGUCCUUUGAUGGCGUGCAGCCUGAGUGGCAAUUCAGCGCCGAAUACGUCCGCGGAAGAAGCUCCGUCACCACUGAAGGCAGGACGACGAGGAACAGCUUCACCGAGCCAGCCAUCACUGGCAAGGGCCGACCCAUUCGGGGCAUCGCUGGUCAGAAGCUGCAGGCGCUGUCCAGCGGCUAUCCCCAGACUAAGGACAAGGCCGGCCCUUGCGUCUUGAAGCGCUCCGAUGGGCAGACGGUCAAGCUGGUGUGCUUGGACUGCAAUCGUGAGAACUUUUCUAGCACACAGGGCUUCAUCAACCAUUGCCGGAUAGCGCACAAGCGUGACUUUAAGAGUCAUGAGGAAGCUGCCAUGCAGAGCGGCCAGCCUAUUGACGUCGCCGAACCCAACCCGUCUGCCGCCGAAGAUAAGACCCCCUCGCCCGCCUCUAGCGCCGCCUUUGUCCACCCGCUAGCUCGACAGGACAUGUCGGACCAGGAGGUGUACAUUGCUCUCCGCUCCAGGAUUCAGGAUUCCCUCAAGCUGUAUCAUGCUGGUAAGCUGCCUGGCGUUGACCGCAUACCAUCGUCCCGUCGUGCGCAGGGUGCCCCAACUGGUCCUGGUGCGCAAUCCGCCAGACCAUCCAAGUUCGCGGCCGCUUCGGAGGCGCCAUACUUAUCUCGCUUGAUGGAAAGCAGGAAUUUCAGUGGCAGCCUGCAUGAUCUCGUCGCCGACGCCAAGACCAAAGUGUCGUUCGAGGACAUCACCCCCGACGAAGACUCGGAUGCGUCUGAGACUCCUCCGUACGGCUUCCCGGGUGGUUUUGGCGCUCCUACCGCACGAACGCCAGUCGUUAUGCGAGUGCCGGCCGGUAGUGGCAAGUCACCAGCAGUGAAUACCGGAUCGGGACGCCCGAGGAGCAGCAAGGGACGCCAUCCCGAUGCGCACCUCAUGUCUCCAGCCGAUGACGCAGUGAUGCCGAAAGGCGGGCACAAUGCGGUGCUCUCUGACGAGGACAUUGACAUGGACGACGCCAACCUCAGCCCGAACACACUGAUCAGCAAUAACGCGCCGUCCCUAGUUAGUGACGAUGGCGAGUAUGAUGACUCCGAUGAGGGCUCCUCGGUAUCCGGGUCUAGCGACAACCUGGAAGACGCUUCCAUGUCGGAUGUCGCUGAGAUUACGUUGGAUGACGAACACGAGCCUCGAGCCCUCCGUCGUGGCUCCAAUAGCGUGGCGGGGCCCGUGAAACUCCGAAAGGAUGAUGCAAAGCAUGUCACCUUCAUGAGUCCCGUGAAGAACACCACUGCCAAGCAGCGAAGGUCCCGCCGUGUCUAGGGUUGAUUGUUGGCGUGAAACCGCCGCCCAAUCACCACUCUUCUAUUCUGCGAUUCCGAUUCUCUGCAUAUACGUUCCAGCGAUUCGUUCGACCGUAUCACCCUGAAAGGCUGGCUGGUUCUUUGGAUGCAUGUCAGCUUUGACGCGUCUGACGAUUAUCACUCGUACACUGUUUAUUCGCAUCCUUUUACCAUCACGCCUUACACAUUUAAAAAAAACAACAACGAAAGGCCACCGCUGAGUCGGUGGCAUGAACCAACAAGUUCAGGAAGUGGUUUUCACACUCGGUUCACAAGGAUCGGUACUACCAUCGGGCACCAAGAGUUUCAUGUUGGUUGGUUGGCAUGCGCUUGCUUUGCUUGUUGUAGAGACGUUAUGGCGCACGGGUUCUGUAUGGGGGCUUGGGCUGUUGUUUUCCAUUUUCACGAUCGCGUUGCGACGGAGCAAGGCAACAUUGCGCGAUGGUGUGUAGGAUGCCGACGACCAUGUGGCAAGCCUGGCGAGGUGUAUCAUAGAAAUGCCAGACGAAGACGCGCGUAAAUGAAGACGAUGUGGCUCUAAACGAGCUGCAUGUAUCAUUGGAAUGGGUUUCACUGCUUGUGAGAGAACUUGAUAUGUAGAGCAACGAGGCGAGACACAAACGUCAAGAGGCAAUGAAUGGUCUGCUCGCGAAAUGACAUGAUGCGUUAUACGUGGAUUUGUUAUUAAAGUAUUAACGGGUGAACUGAGACGACGUGAACCGCACCAAGCCCAUGAAAAUUACAGAAGAGCGGCCACGGCGCCGGCGAGGGCGACGAAGAGACCGCCCGCGUUGCCGGCGAGGGGCUCCGCGGCGUUGGUCUUGGUGGCGCCGGCGGACGAGCCGCCAG